This is a messenger RNA of Mytilus trossulus (common blue mussel), 2082 nucleotides long. RefSeq lists its product as uncharacterized. The coding region runs from base 1 to 1860 and encodes 619 amino acids. The record is from RefSeq and is a predicted model, not a curated record. The transcript has 6 exons. Lineage: Eukaryota; Metazoa; Mollusca; Bivalvia; Mytilida; Mytilidae.
AUGGAAGAAACAAGAUCCCCACUCCUCGGCAUUACUGGUUCUGCCAUUUCAGAUGAUCGUUUGGCAACAGGGUGGUAUAGAUCUAAUCUUACAGCCGGUUCGGACAUGACUAAAGACUGUCCACUUCUUAUGCGUUGUGGUACUACGUUUCCCAUAUGGCUGAAUGGAACAAUACCAGCCGUUAGUGAUGGAGAAGUAGAGAGAUCUGUAUGUAAGCUUAGCGUAAGUGGGUCUUGUUGUGACUCAAGUUAUGAUACUAGUAGCUUAACAAUAAAAAUAAAGAACUGUGGAGAUUUCAGAGUUUAUUAUUUAGACACGAGUGGUGUACCAGCAAGCUCUGCGUUCUGCUUUGGUGAUAUUGCGAAAGAAACAACGGCAUCAGAUCAAACAGUUAUUGCGUCAUCAGGUAUGUCUACCUUACAAAGUACAACCAUGACAGACUCUGCAAGUACAAUGUCAGGAUCACAAAAUAUAGUUACUACUACUUCAAAUAAACUGACAACACAAAACUCAACUACAGUAGAAAAAGGAAGCAAAUCAAGUACAUCUGGGAUGAGCCAAUUCAUGUCUACUAGGGUUGGUGUCAAAACCAUUAACAAAACAAUAACAGAGACCACAACAUUAUUGACUUCUGUUGGUGUUGAGAAGACUACGAACACUGAAAGCACAACACUGGUAACAGCUAUUGAUUCUACUGUAAAGUCAAUCACUGGUAACAUAGAUUCCACUGUUUCCUCUACACAGGCAAAUACAACCCUCAAUGACGAAUCAUCUGUACAGAUAGAAACUGUGACUGGUAAUGGCGUGUCAACCAAUAGAAACAAUGAGUUAACAACAACAGUUGCGCAAACAACACUUAUGGGGCGAGAGAUUAUAGGUAACAACGCUUCUUCUACGACAAUGCUUAGAAAUAAUCACAGCACUGCUUUCAACAGAAGAGAUCAAGCAACUAAAACUAUUGUAUCAGUAACAUCGAGUAUAAACAACUUUAAAACGAUUCCAAACAGCGAAGUAACAAACCAUGACACCUUUAAUGGCCAACAAGUUACAACUGAAGAAGUACAUAUGAGUACAGAUAUGGCUACUGUGAAGACUGGCUCUAUUCAAAAUGAUGUAUCUACCAGCACUGAUAUGGGUUUGGUUAUUGUUACCUGUGUUUGUGUGACGCUUGCUGUUAUUUGUGUCAUCGGUAUGAUUGUAUUGUGUUGUUUAUUAAGAAAACGACAAAAUCAGAGAAAAAGCAGUAUGCCUUGGGAACAAAUUAAAAUGGACAAUAUCAAGCAAUAUGACGAAAUACAGCAGAAUCAGGAGUAUGAUUAUAUUGACGAUAUCAAUGUUGGAUCUACUAACGACGCAUCAUUUAAUUCAUUUCGUGGAGUGGAAAAUCGCGAUGAUAGUUCUAGUCAAUAUGUAAGAUAUGUCGAAGAUCCAACUGAAGUAAAACAUGUAAGAUAUGUUGAAGAACAAAGUCAAGAAAAUAGUUAUUACCAUAGUAUGGCUGAUAGUUCUUCACAGAAAACAUCAAGCAAAACGUACGAUUAUAUCGAAGCUGAUACAAGUGAAAAUACAGAACUAUAUCAUCAGAUGAGCUCACCUGCAUUCGAUAUUUCCCACUACACGAACAAAGAAAAAAUAAAAGAAGUCUCUUCAGAAAAUGAUUCUGAACACAAGUACAAUAAUUACCCAAAUAAAACGGUAGAAACCCAGUUUAAGGUCGAAACUGAAGAAAAAUUAACAGCCAACGAUAAGACAAAUGCUGAAUGCUUGCUGAACAAUGGUAAUAUGGUUUAUGAAGAAAGCCAAUAUAUAAUGCCUUUCAUAAAAACACUUAGUUGUACUGAACAGGAUCAUAAAGAUUGAACAACAGAAACUGACAAAAUAACUGAGCUACCGUAUCAAAAUGUUCAAACAAUAAGCCAAUGUAGCUAAGAUAAAUAUGCGUCAAGAAUUUUGAAUAAAUCCUAACAGAAGUCUGACAUAAUGCCACGUGGAAAUUUAUAGAAUUGUGCUAGUCAAGAAUGUUGUUCAAUCAAAAUAAAAAUGUACAUAAUAAAGAGAAUAUUGUAUCAUAUCGCGUUUACU